Molecule: messenger RNA, 3183 nt
Organism: Mollisia scopiformis
Lineage: Eukaryota; Fungi; Ascomycota; Leotiomycetes; Helotiales; Mollisiaceae
Product: TBC-domain-containing protein
Exons: 1
Coding region: 1-3183 (1060 amino acids)
Source: RefSeq, a predicted model, not a curated record
AUGGAACCUGAUGCUGCCUCUGCUUCACUACAGAGAACAGCAUCGCAUCACUCGAACGCUUCUGGCAAGAGCUCAAGAUCUCAAACUGUACGAGUCAAACCGCGGAAAUAUGCUUCAUAUAUGUCGAGCUCCGCCUCUUCAAUUUCCGACAAGUCUUUGACCUCUUUCCCCUCCUUCUCUCCUGAGUCGCCAAAGGACAAUCCAUUGAUACCGCGCUCUGUUGGCGAGUCAGCGAAUGGCACUCGCAAGACUUCAGAUCCGGCUUCAUCUAUUGUCGAAAGCCUAUUAACCUCUUCGCCUCUGCAGCUCAAUCGCACUGGCUUGUUUGACGAUGCGCCACUCAGCACCCAGCAUGUCCCUGGCUCGAUACACCAUGCGAACGAUGAUCAUAUCGAACGGCUGAUUGCGCGCAAUGGAGCUGUUGCUUUGGUACGACAGUUGGCGGAGGACUUGGCUCAACGGGAUGCACAGAUGGCUGCUCUCAGGAGACGGACAGAAGAGAGAGAACGGGCGCUGAGGAAGAUCGUACUAGAAUGUGGACUAUCUAAUCUGGACUUGGAGACUCGUCUGCGAGCUAUCGAAGGGGAACGAAAGGUCUCGGUCGCCAAUGCCAAUGAUGUGGAAGUCACUACUGCGAAUGCUGGAUUGGAGGACAUGAUGAAUGAUGCUAUGAACGAGAAUGUAGUUCUUUCAGACCUCGAACUGAUGAACAAUGAUGCUACCAUCCGGGCAGCAGCGAAUCUAAAGGCUUUGGAGGAUAGGCCGAUAAAUACACAGAAGGGCUGGAAAGAUUACAUAUGGGGAGGUACAAGUAGGAAGAGUAGUCGGUCAAGCAGUAUUAAUGGGGAUGCUGUAAAUGGGGCCGACGUGAGGAUUGGAGGCCCUGUGACAGCUCGAAAGUCUGUUCUGCAGAAUGGUGUGUUCCAGCCACCAGAAAGCACCAAACGUCCGAGUCGAGGGUCUAGUCAACAUUCAGGAAACACCGCUGGCGCAUAUCGAGAAAGGAAACCUUCAGGCCUAGCGACUUUAGCUCUUAAACUUGUUGCAGGAUCUACACUCACCGGACGGGAUGCUGAAAGUACAACGAGCAACCGCGGACGGGCAAAUAGCACAGGCACUGCUCCUGCUCAUAGAGCUCCGUCUACUGCCAGCGCAAGGACAACCAUGUCUGCGAGGACAGUGCCAGUAAAGCCAGCUCCAAGGGCAAUUCCAAUUGGACGAAGACCUACAGCAAGCGCAGCAGCCAAUACCACCAGAGCUCAGCAAGAAAGAUGGGAUACCAUGGGAGAAAGCCCCCAGAAAUCUGGAGAUGGAAGCUCAGACAAUUAUGGCCCUGUCGAGAUGGAUCAAAUUUUACCUCUAGAAGCACAGCCACCAACCAUCACUCAGAUAUACAACAAUCCGUACAAUCAGGAUUUUCUGACAGACCGAUUUGGCUUCAUCUAUGAUCAGAGACGAAAGAAGAGGCAAAGAGAGGCCGCUGAGAAAAUUCAAAAGACCAAGCGUGGCAGAGUUGAAAUGUUGAGCAGUGGCCGAAGUGGGGUUUCGGUAGACGACUCAGAGAUCAUGGAAGACUCAAGACCAGAUACCCCAACCUCUCUCGAGGGUGAUGAGGGGAAGCCUGCCAAACGUUGGCAAGAUUACCUCAAAAUUGCUACGUUCCCAACAGAGCUGUUGUCCCAUACGCCGUCUGGUGCCGUGCCUGCGUUCGAAGUAAUGGAAGGUGGCGAAGUGCCUCGAUCACCAGGUAUUACAAGUGAGGAGAGGGGUUUCUUACCAUCAGCGAGCACUGUGCCAAUUCAGCCUGCUGUGACGGUGACCUCAGAAGAUGCACUUAUUUCAAAGCCUUUGGCCACCCAGACUCCUCCUUCAGAGCUUCCACAAGAGGAUACCGAACCUGUCAAGUUGCUUUUGAAACAGCUUGGAGAAGUCCAUGAUUCUCUACAACGAGAGAAGACUGUUCGAUGGAACGACUUUCUACGUAAGGUUAGAGCCGAGCGGAGACGUGACGGCGAAGCAGCAAAGGCAGCUCUUGCAGCUGAUACACGCUCUCAAAAGCCUAUCACCGUCAUGCCUGAGGCUACUCUAACGGACGGUGAAAUGAUUGGAGUAGCUGGAUUGGGUAACAAAGGCAAAGUUGGACGUGCGAAAUGGAAAGAGUUCAAGACUCUCGUGCUUGGUGGCAUCCCGGUAGCUUAUAGGGCCAAGAUUUGGGCUGAAUGUUCAGGAGCUGCAACGCUUCGGAUUCCCGGCUAUUAUGACGACCUCAUUGCUCGCUCUGAAGCAGAUGAUGACCCAUCAAUCGUAGCGCAGAUUGAGAUGGACAUCAACCGGACAUUGACCGACAACAUUUUCUUCCGGAAAGGUCCAGGUGUUGGAAAAUUGAAUGAAGUUUUGCUGGCUUAUUCUCGAAGGAAUAUUGAGGUUGGAUACUGCCAAGGCAUGAACUUGAUCACAGCUUGCUUGCUUCUCAUCAUGCCUACUGCAGAAGAUGCUUUUUGGGUACUUACCAGUAUCAUUGAGAAUAUUCUGCCUCGUGGCUACUACGAUCACAGUCUGCUUGCAUCAAGGGCUGACCAGCAAGUUCUCCGUCAGUACGUCUCCGAGAUUCUGCCCAAGUUGUCUGCGCACCUGGACGAUCUCAGUAUCGAAUUGGAAGCACUUACGUUUCAAUGGUUCCUCAGCGUAUUUACCGACUGUCUCUCAGCCGAAGCUCUCUUCCGGGUCUGGGACGUGGUAUUUUGCACGAACGAUGGAAGCACUUUCUUAUUUGAAGUGGCUCUCGCUCUGUUAAAGCUCAAUGAGUCCCAGCUUUUGCAAUGUUCGACUCCAGCAGGUAUAUACACGUAUAUCAAUCAUCAGAUGACGAAUCAUGCUAUCAGUAUUGAUGGCCUGAUCCAUGCUUCUGAGGGGCUGCGAAAAGUUGUGAAGCGGGAUGAGGUUGAAACCAGGCGAACAAAAGCCAUCGAGGCAGAGAAAGACCUCAUCAAGCAACGGGAAGCUCGAAAUGCCGCUCGUCGAGCCGAGAGGAUUGCUGCUGCUAGCGCCGCGCUCGAGGUCCAACAUGAAGAGUCAGAGGCAUCAAGUCCCGCGAGCGAGGAGUUGUCCGUGGUCGAAGCAGAGCUAACUACAAGGGAACCCUUACCCAUUGAAGAAGAGGAAGCAAUUUUGGAAAUGGAUUAA